AUGUAUUACCCCAAAUGCAAAAUUCUCAAUUGCUUUAUCCUGUUUUCAGCUGCUGAAAUUUCAACGAAUGUUUACUGGCGGACACCAUUCCAAAGUUUAUUGAGCUAUAAACAGUUGACAGAGUUCAUGGUUUUACAGUCAGAACCAGUGGAACGCUCGAAAGAAGCUUCUGCUUCAUCUCAGGUAAGGCUAUUUCUACGAUAAGGGCAUUUUCAUGGCCAUGAUGCGUACUUACGUACCGGAGGUACGCCAAUAUUACGGUCUGGUACUUCUUUGUUUUCAGCCACGUACCACGUUGGUACGCGGAGCUUUUGCUAUCUGCGUACUUACUUUUUGUUGGUACCACAUGACCUUUCCAAGUCCAAGGUAUUCAUUACUGUGAUUUAGUUGGUAUAUCAUGUGUCUGACAUGUCUUGGCAUGAAACAUGAUUGCACUGAUGGCACUAAGAAACGUUGGAGUCGAUUGUUUGGAUAUGCAAUUCUGCUUCUUUUUUUACCUCCUAGCGUGAAUAUGCUUUUCAGAAACCUGUACUUAAUUAUGAACCUUAUUUCUAUUAUGGUAAAUUUUGUAUUUAGGUUUACAUUGUCAACUGUAAAUAUAGAAGUACUCAAAACCGCAAAGAAAAAUCACGAGAAUUUUUCACCCUGUAAAAACCACUUCACAAGCAUUUAGCUUUUCCAGCACCACGUUGAAAAUAUGAUUACAUUAUACAGACUAUUAGUUUUACAACCUUUGUAAUGGUAUUCCUUAGAAAUAGAAUACCUCAACUGUACACACUGUUAAACAAAAACUCUGUGGCUUUCUUCGUGUUUGGCGCAAUCGCAGCAUCGUGUAUAAAAUGAUCCGCUCGUCUGUAACAGGGACGAAACGGGAAAACAUUUUAUUUUGGUGCGGAGAUGAAUAGUGCAACGAUACCCGGAGCUAAGCAACCAAUCAAUGAAAUUGCGCGAAAAGAACUAUCCUCUGGACCUCUAAUAUAUGCUAAUCCACUAUAUCGAAACUAUUUGCAAAAAUAUAAGAAAGUACUAGAAAAAUAUUAUGGUCAGCUGAAUUUUCUUUUUAAAUUGGGCCGUAACGUUCUUUAAUUGUUAAACUGUUUAUCAUACAUUUUGUAGCAUUGUUUGUCAGACGUAUGGGUUACGAGAACAUCGGAAAUUGGUCUGAAUGACACUCAGUAUCAUUGUCGUACACACUUGGGUCAUCUGUUGAAGGCCGGAGAUCUCGUCAUGGGGUGA
This is a messenger RNA of Paramuricea clavata, 1236 nucleotides long. The record is from the annotation of a GenBank genome assembly. NCBI's taxonomy places the organism in Eukaryota, Metazoa, Cnidaria, Anthozoa, Malacalcyonacea, Plexauridae.